Mycotypha africana is the source of this 837-nucleotide messenger RNA. Its product is annotated as GTP cyclohydrolase 1 type 2/Nif3. Lineage: Eukaryota; Fungi; Mucoromycota; Mucoromycetes; Mucorales; Mycotyphaceae. Gene Ontology annotation, cellular component: cytoplasm; mitochondrion. The transcript has 6 exons. Bases 1 to 837 code for a protein of 278 amino acids. The record is from RefSeq and is a predicted model, not a curated record.
AUGUCUUUGUUAUCAAAAGUUGCACGUUGCAUGAAAAAAAUAGCUCCUUUGGAGCUUGCUGAGACCUCAUGGGAUAAUGUUGGCGUUCUUGUGGAGCCACCUUAUCCGUGCCCCAAACAGAAUAAAGUCUUGUUGACGAUCGAUCUUACACCUCAAGUUCUCAAUGAAGCACUUAGUGAUUCCAAGAUUGGCACCAUUGUAUCCUAUCAUCCUCCCAUUUUCCGUGCCAUGAAACGCCUGACCUCCGAGGAUGUUAAACAGGAUAUUGUUUUGAAAGCCAUUGCCAAAGGUGUGGGUAUCUACUCACCGCACACAGCUUGCGAUAAUUGCGUCAAUGGAGUCAAUGACUGGCUUGCUAGCGGACUCGGUAAAGGCUCUGCACAACCCAUCACUCCUGCUGAAAACCCUCCUGCUGGACAAGAAGAAUCAGGUUCAGGACGUAUCUUUACAUUCGAUGAGCCUACACAACUCACGACGAUUGUUGACCGUGUCAAGAAAUUGAUUGGAUUACCUUAUAUUCGUUUGGCUACGAAUGACAAGAAUCAAGUAGUCAGAACUGUCGCCAUUUGCGCUGGCUCAGGUUCUUCGGUUUUGAAUUCUGUUGAUGCUGACCUUUAUUUCACAGGUGAAAUGGGUCAUCAUGAUGUAUUGGCCGCCUUGGCUAAAAAUACAAGCGUCAUUCUCUGCGAACACUCAAACACUGAACGUGGCUAUCUGUCUGCUGUUCUGAAGCCUGCUUUAGAAAAAGCAUUGGCUGAUGAAAAGUCAGAGGAAGGAGAGGACUCUAUUGAGGUUCUUGUAUCUCAAGUAGAUAAGGAUCCUUUAGAAGUUGUUUAA